AUGCUGGACAAAAACCACCAGGAUGACAAAAAAUAUCAAAUGCUAAUAGAGGAAGGAGAGGCACUGAUCAUGUGCAGUGACAAGAGCAUGAGAAUUGGGAUCACGAUGUUGGACAUGGACACAGGUGAAAACCUACUUCACAUACCAUCUUGUGCUUCACCACCGUUCGGAUUGUUGUGCUUAAGAAACCAAUUCCUCGUAGCAUCACAAAUCAACAAACAUGGGUCUGUUGGUGGCGGAUCCAUUUUUGUCUGGCCCUUGAACAAGCCUCAACCACCACUUGUGAAUUACACAGUGGAGCCCAUUGGGCCACUUUCUAGCACAAAAGAUGGCAUAUAUCUUGUGGGAGGAGCUUUGUCUGGAAAUGCUUAUAUUUGGAAUGUAACUAGUGGAAAAUUACUGAAGACUUGGUGUGCUCAUAGUAAAUCUAUAAACCACACUCUGUUUUCAGAUGACAAUUCUUUUCUUAUUUCUAGUUCAGAAGAUGGUAUGAUUUGUGUUUGGUUAAUGAUUAGUUUGUUAGAUGAUGAAGAAAUAGGAAGAUCCACUUCUUUAUUACAUUGCUUGUCAGGGCACACAUCUUCUAUAACAGGUCUUUUAACUACACCUUACAAUUGCUCCUCAAUUUUAAUAUCAAGUUCCCUUGAUGGAACAUGCAAGGUUUGGGACUUUGUCACAGGAAGCGUUAUGCAAACUCAAGUUUAUCAUGUGGCAAUCACUUCCAGUGCUCUUCACCUAGGAGAAAGUCUCUUAUUUUAUGGAACACAAAAUGGAACGAUUAUUGUCCACAAGCUUGGUGUUAGUCUAGAAGAAAGCCCUUCUAUUAUUACAACAAGCUAUCCACCUAAGUUGAAUGGACACAAUGGAGCCAUUACUUCCUUGACCACUAGUCAGACAUGCCUAAUAUCAGCCUCUGAAGAUUGCGUGAUAUGCAUUUGGAAUGUGAUCAAUGGGGAAAUCAUUCGAAGAUUCAAUCACCAAAAAGGGAAAAUAACUAAUCUCGUGGUAGUUCAACGACUCUCGGUGCUUUCUACAUCAAAACAUAAGAGAGUCUCCAAUCAAUAUGUUGUUUCUCUACUUGACAAGUUUCCUCAGUCGGUCAACUCCUCCAGUGGAAAUACCACUCCUCUUUCACUACGUCGUCUGCACAAUGAAAAACAAACUUGCACUGAUUUACAAAGUACCGGAUUAUUGAGACAGAACAUGUCUGAUUCACAGAAAGCACAAAUGCGCAUGUCCAUGGACAUGCAAAUGAAAAUGGAAACAAGUAUAAGGAAUCUUUUAUGGGCAACCGAGAUGACAAAGCAUGUCAUGGCGAUGAACAGUCAGUUGCAGUUACAACUUCUGAAUUUGAUGCAACAAAGAUUGAUUUAUCCAAAUAUAAUCCACUCUAAGAAAACUAGUAGAAAGAAGCCCAAAAUUCAGAGUCUUCUACAUGAAGAGGAAAAUCAUAAGCCUUAG
This is a messenger RNA of Lotus japonicus, 1461 nucleotides long. Its product is annotated as protein ROOT INITIATION DEFECTIVE 3-like. NCBI's taxonomy places the organism in Eukaryota, Viridiplantae, Streptophyta, Magnoliopsida, Fabales, Fabaceae. The record is from RefSeq and is a predicted model, not a curated record. The transcript has 10 exons. Gene Ontology annotation, cellular component: nuclear pre-replicative complex. Gene Ontology annotation, biological process: rRNA processing; DNA-templated DNA replication. Bases 1 to 1461 code for a protein of 486 amino acids. Gene Ontology annotation, molecular function: protein binding.